Messenger RNA from Hibiscus syriacus, 1806 nucleotides. RefSeq lists its product as uncharacterized. NCBI's taxonomy places the organism in Eukaryota, Viridiplantae, Streptophyta, Magnoliopsida, Malvales, Malvaceae. Bases 1 to 1806 code for a protein of 601 amino acids. The transcript has 2 exons. The record is from RefSeq and is a predicted model, not a curated record.
AUGGCGGCGCUUCACCACAUGAAUCAUCACCAUCCGUUGCGAUUCGACGAAGACACCAGUCCAAGCCACUACAGUGGCUUCUGCCAUGGGUGCUCCAAACUGGUGCAGGGACCGAGCUACAGCUGCGGGGAGUGCCGGUUUUACCUCCACAAGAAAUGUGCCGAGGCGCCCUUGGAGAUUUGUCACCCUGCUCACCGCGACCACCCCCUUCUUCUCCUUCUUCCGGGUUCGGAGCAACGGAAAAGACGAGUCAAUUGCAGAAUUUAUCGGUUCGAGGUUAAGGGAUUCGUUUAUCAUUGUUCAUCUUGCGAAUUUUACCUCGAUGUUAAUUGCGCUUUGCUUCCACGAGACACUACCGGAAAAAUCAUCAAAACCCUCCAUGCUGCACAUGAACACCCUUUGUUUUCCAUUAAUUUAUUUGGAUAUUUCAACUGUGAGGGUUGUAGAGACACAAUAAAAGAACAUGAUGCUUCAUUCACUUGCUUUGAUUGUGGAAAGUUCUUCCAUAAAAAAUGCCUUGAACUACCCACUGCCAUUAGUCAUCCUUGCCACCGCAAACACCAACUUACGCUUUAUUCCGAUGUAUCCGCCUUAGAAUGCUUAAUGUGCCGAUGCUCUCACGGAGGAUUCUUUUAUCGAUGUGUGCCUUGCGAGGUUACCUUUCACGUCGGAUGUGCGUGGCCUCCGUCCAUUAUCGUAGACAAAUAUCAUCACGAUCAUCCAUUCACUUUGUUGUUAAGACCGAAUAACACAUUCGAAUGUAAUGCAUGCGGUAACCGGGGAAAUCAUGUCUCCUACAUCUGCUCUACUUGCAACAUUCAAGUUCACAAGGACUGCGUUUCGUUACCACGCUGCAUUAAACUCACUCUUCAUCCCCAUCCCAUUUCCCACUGCUUUUUCCUCUGCAUUGAUCACCAUGAUUCUAGAACUUGGGAUUGCAGAAUCUGUUAUGGAAAGGUGAACAUCGAGCAUGGGAGUUAUUAUUGCCCUCAACCAGGUUGCGAUUUUGUUAUUCAUGUCAAGUGUUCCAUCAAGAAGCAGAAGUUGUAUUGGGUGCUCGAGGUAGGCAGUCCAGACGAAUAUGACGAAUUUAUGGAUCCCACUUUGUUGUCCGAUGAAUCCAUGAGUUCCAUCGUUCGUGUUAUAAAGAAAAUCAAAGUCGGGGACGAUGAAAUAGCGGGAGAGAUAGAACAUGUUAGUCAUGAGCACAACUUGAUAUUCUCAGACGAGUUUAAGGGCAAUAAAUACUGUAACGGAUGCGUGUUGCCUAUCGCACAUUUUCUCUUCCACGACGACGAAUACGAAGGAAAGUGCAGUUGUUGUGAUAAAGAUGCAAGUUCUGUAAUUGCAUACAGAUGCAAGGACUGCACGUUUGCUUUGCAUUGGAGAUGUGCUACAUUACCACAAACUGCUUGGCACAAGUGUGACAAACAUUCUUUGACACUUGCUUAUCGAGAUCGUGACGAUUAUCCUCUUCGACGUUAUUGUGACAUCUGUGAAGAAGAAAGAGAUCCGCGACAAUGGUUUUAUUGUUGUGAAACCUGUGACAAUACCAUGCAUAUCGAAUGCGUUCUCGGGAAGUACUCGUUUAUCAGGGCCGGAAGUAGAUAUGCAUACGAAGGUCAUCCACAUACUCUCACUUUUGUCAAGAAGAUCUACUAUUACGCGGAAUGCAAUGACUGUGGUGAGCCAUGCCAAGAUCUAGCCCUUGAGUGUGAAGAGCAUGGAUGCAAAUAUAUUGUUCAUUGGGAUUGCAUAGCACCUCAGUAUCUUUCCAGUCACAUUAUUUAUGAUUCUAAUCAGUAA